Esox lucius (northern pike) is the source of this 2118-nucleotide messenger RNA. RefSeq lists its product as uncharacterized. The coding region runs from base 202 to 960 and encodes 252 amino acids. NCBI's taxonomy places the organism in Eukaryota, Metazoa, Chordata, Actinopteri, Esociformes, Esocidae. The record is from RefSeq and is a predicted model, not a curated record. The transcript is spliced from 4 exons.
GUUGGCAAAUGUAUAGAAGGGGAGUGUUGUAUAACAUUGGAAUGACAGCAUGCAUGUUGCUCUUUAAAUAUCUGCUGUUUUCUUUUGGAAUUAGGUCACAGGGGUAGCUUGUAUGAUUAAACAUAAUACCAUAUAAACAGGACAGGGCUGCCUGAAGAUAUCCUGUUAAUAUUAUUUUUUGUCGAUCUUUAGACUUAUGAUAUGGAGCUUGAUCGGCGACUGCUGGUGGCUCACUGCGCAGCCCACACCCUUUCAGUAGUGGCUGGGUUGAUGGUGGUUGUCCCACUGGCUCUCAACGGCUCAGCUUUCAAGGGGCGUUGUGCACUUUUCACAACGGGUUCUUGGAGGACAGAAAAUGUAACCGACGUUACUGGAGAACCAGGUGAGAUUUCACACUUGGUGGUACAGCAAUGGGGUCCACCGGCUGCUUGCCAAUUCGCUACUUUCGUCGGUGUUUUUACGGUGUUGUACGGUGCUGCGCAGGGCUGGCGAAGCAUAUUUUAUCUACACGGACGGCAUGACGACACGUUAUUCUCUGCCUUCCUGACCCUGAUCCUGAGCCUGUGUGUGUUGUUUCUGUCUGGAGGGGCCAGUGCCACCCUCUCCCUGGGGCUGAUCUCCUGGUGCCACACCGUCACAGAUGACAACACCAGACCCUACAGCUGUGCAGAAUCCCAAUCUAUUCCCAUGUACCUUGAUGUAGAGACGUCGUCCUUCUACACUGAGCUCACCCUGGCUGAGGUUGCUCUGUGGAGUGUGACAGCAUUGUGGUUGACCCACUCCAUCUUGUCCUUCAUGCGUCUCUACCACUCCCACAGCCAGCACAUCAGCGGUCCCUGCCUGCCCAGGGAGAAGGAGCAUCUCCUGGGCCACUCUACCUCCAGCUCCUCAUCCUCAGACCGGGGCUCACCUUCACCCCUACUAGCCCAAUCGACAGCUCCCUGUGUCAUCUUUAUAUAACUGUAUCAUCAAUGAAACCCCUUAACUACUCUUAACUGCCACAUCCACCACCAACCAGAGCCAUUACAAUCUCUAAUCUGACCCCAGCCUUAACCCCAAUGGAACUCAUGCAGCUUCCACAUCAACACCCAGUGUUUCUUUUGUCCUUACCGCUAAUCACUUUUCAAAUGCUUAACCUCGUCACCACCACCCACCACUUAGCUCACCUCAUAUGUGAACCUCUCUUGGUUCAACCUCCAACCUCCCACUGACAGGCCAAUUAUUGAUUAUUAUUCCGAUCCAAAAUAGAAAUUAAACAAUGUUAUGGUAUUUAGGAAUCAAUUGUACAAGUCUGUAUUAGUCAUAUAUUUAUGGUUUAAUGUGAUACCAAUCAGUAUGUUAUAAGCUAUAUUUCAAUGCAUAGUUAAUGCAUAGUUGACCAACUUUAUAACAAGGUAGCUGACUGGCAGAAUGAGCCAUGCCAAAACAUGUAAGCCUAGAGUACAUAUAUUUUACUAAGAGUGACUGUUUGAUAAAAGCAUUUCCUAAAUUUGCUAAUGUCUGUUGCUAUAAAUUCAGCAGUUUUCACAUUUAGCUAAUGUAGCAUUUGCAGUUGUAAUAGCAAUCGACAAAAGUUAUUCAUUUUUUUAGUUCUGAGGUGCUUUCAUUGAGAAGCAAGAACCAUGUGGUAUGUGAAAGAGAGACACUCAAUGAGGCUCACUGUGUGAGCAGAACAGAUACAUGUUCUAUUGUGUGUUACAUAAUCACUCUUAUCCUCAAGGGAAGGUUUUCGUAUGAUGCUGUUUGUGUAGAUGCAGCUGCUUCUAAGGCAUUUGUGGCAUCCAGAUUUCUCACAAAAAGAGGUUUGAUGAUAGUAUUACAUCAAAUAUACUGUAUGUGUGAACUGGUCUGAGCUAAAAUCCUGAGGGAGGAAUAGCCAAUAAUUGUUGAAACAACUGUGUUCAGUAAUGGUUUCACCUUUAAACCUUGAACUCAGUAGUUGUAGUGACACACAGAUAGUGGAACAAGAAACCAGAAGAGUGGAUAGAAUUUGAAUAAUGUGUUUUUAAAUAUUAUGGUCAAUGUUGAUUAAAUUGUUAUUUAUGUUCAUGUUUAUUCAUCACACUGCUUAUGUAAAUCAAUAAAAACAGAUUCCUAUGAAAUAAUCAUUUAUUUCAA